This is a messenger RNA of Epinephelus moara (kelp grouper), 5458 nucleotides long. RefSeq names its product forkhead box O1 a (gene foxo1a). Gene Ontology annotation, molecular function: RNA polymerase II cis-regulatory region sequence-specific DNA binding; DNA-binding transcription factor activity, RNA polymerase II-specific. The record is from RefSeq and is a predicted model, not a curated record. The transcript is spliced from 3 exons. Lineage: Eukaryota; Metazoa; Chordata; Actinopteri; Perciformes; Serranidae. Gene Ontology annotation, biological process: regulation of transcription by RNA polymerase II. Gene Ontology annotation, cellular component: nucleus. Bases 353 to 2383 code for a protein of 676 amino acids.
UCACAUGCUGUACAACACAGAGUCAACAGGCUGUACGCGGCACAGACCAACAUCACUACGAGUGGAUAACAAAAACAAAGCAGUGGCUCGACACAGUGUGAACACACUGACAACUUUUGUUCCACAGGAAAAGCCUUUUUAGAGACAUACUUUUUAUUAUUGUCUACAGAUUUUUACCGGCUUGGGAUGUGACUUUCACUGUAGACUUUGCGCCCAGGAGGAGCACUAUUUUCCCGGACAGAUUUAUCUUGUGUUCGCUCAUAUUUCAAAGGCGAAGUUGAGACUUUUGAGGGGCGACAGGUUCGUCACAUUUACAUGACAUUGUAACACUUGGCUCCGUCACCUCUCGACCAUGGCGGAAGCGGCCCAGCAGCCACACCUGGUGGAAAUCGACCCGGAUUUUGAGCCCCUGUCGCGGCCCCGGUCGUGCACUUGGCCUUUGCCCCGGCCGGAGUUCAUCAACCCGGGCGACUCCAACACGUCCUCGCCGGUGCCGUCUGUGAAGCAGGAGCCCACCGGCAACGAGUUCAUCAACAACCUCAGCCUGCUGGAGGAGACCGAGGACUUCACGGAGCAGAAGCCUGCCAUCCUGUGCACCGAUUUCCAGUGCCAGGAGAACUGCGUCCACCAGCAAGCUCCACAGCAGCAGCAGCAGCAGCAGCAACAUCAGCAUCAACAUCAGCAGCAUCAGCAGCAGCACCCGAACCCGCAACUCCCGCAUCAACAGCAGCAGCAGCAGCAGCAGCAGGUGCCUCUGCUCUCCUCCCCUGUCGGCUCGUCGUCCUCGGCGGCCGCGGCCGCAGCUGCCGCCGCUGCCCAGAGAAAGAGCAGCUCCUCCCGGCGAAACGCAUGGGGGAAUAUGUCAUAUGCAGACCUCAUAACCAAAGCUAUCGAAAGUUCUCCGGAGAACCGACUAACUUUGUCUCAGAUUUAUGACUGGAUGGUGAAGAGUGUGCCUUAUUUCAAGGACAAAGGAGACAGCAACAGCUCUGCAGGCUGGAAGAACUCCAUUAGACACAACCUGUCGCUGCACAGCCGCUUUAUCCGCGUCCAGAAUGAGGGGACAGGAAAGAGCUCAUGGUGGAUGCUAAACCCGGAGGGCGGGAAGAGCGGCAAGUCCCCGCGACGCAGGGCGGCCUCCAUGGACAACAACAGCAAGUUCACUAAGAGCAGAGGAAGAGCAGCAAAGAAAAAGCUGUCCCUGCAGGGCGGCCCUGACGGAGGCGCAGACAGCCCAGGCUCCUACUCCAAGUGGCCUGGCAGCCCCAACUCCCACAGCAACGACGACUUUGAUGCGUGGAACAGCUUCAGGCCUCGGACCAGCUCCAACGCUAGCACUCUGAGCGGCCGCCUCUCACCCUUCAUGCCUGAGGAUGACCUCGGGGAGGCAGACGUGCAUAUGGGCUACCCAGGAGCCCCUGGGGCCAAGAUGACAGCCACGCUGCCCAGUCUGACAGAGAUGACAGGCUCUCUGGUACACAGUUCUGAGAAUGUCAUGGAGAACCUUCUGGACAAUCUGAACUUGCUCUCGCCCAACAACUCUCAGGUUGGUGGGGGAGCAACCACCCCUGGCUCGUCCCAGUCCUCCCCCUCUCCUAUGAUGCAGCCAAGCCCUGGUUACCCUGCUUACAGCUCCCCCAGCAUGGCCCAGAAUCCUCAGCAGGAGUACCGCAAGUGUGUGUAUGGCCAAGCAGGAAUGAACAGCCUAUCGUCCAUGCCGCUGCAGACACUGCCAGAGAGCAAGCCCAGUUUCGGGCCCAGUAUGGGCCAGUACAGCUGCCCUGCGGGGCUUCUGAAGGAGCUGCUGACGUCAGAUACAGACCAGCACGGAGAGCUCAUGCCAUCAGUGGACACUGUAGUGUCUCAGUCCAGCGGAGGCUGCAUGCUGCCACCGUACAGCAGCAGCCAGCAUGCAGCCAAACUCAUGGGAGGAGGGAACGGUCACCCACAUGGUCUCUCUCACACUCACCCCCACAAUGUGCACAGCCAAGCCCCGACAACGUCACCAGCUAUGAAUGGCCGCUUGCUCAUGUCCCUGAGCCACAGUGGGGGCACCACGCGUUUGCCUACAGCCAAAAGCCCUAUGCAGAUGCCUUAUGGCCUCUCCAGCCACCUCAGUGCAGGAGGCAUGCCUGGAGGCUUCUGCCCUCUUAACACCAAUGGAUACGGCCGACCAGGCCUGCCACAGCCCUUACACCCAGAGAAGCUGCCCAGCGACCUUGAUGACAUGUCCAUUGAGAAGUUUGAGUUUGACAUGGAGACGGUCCUCCAUGACACUCUGAUGGAUGGAGACUCUUUGGACUUCAACUUUGAGCCAAUGGUGACCCAGCAAGGUUUCCCCCACGGAGUGAAGACCACCACACACAGCUGGGUAUCAGGGUAGAAACUGUAGUGCUGUUGCUGUUUGGUAAAAGGCACAAUCAGAACUCAUUUGAGACAAAAAGUGUAUCUUAGGAUGUUUAAUCCUCAACCCAACUUCACUUGCAGUUUCUGCACCAUCAACAUUUCUGUUUCAAAAAUACUUUCGAAUCACUUCAGCAGACUGAGACUGGCCGUGAACAGCUAAGGACACAUCUCUAUUAGAGCCCCUGAACUGGUGAAGAUGAUAUCAGAAUUAUUUUUGAAAUAUUAAAAAUCCUGUACAAACUUAAGUGCCAAACAUUUUGCCUUAACGUAAGAGCCAAACUGAAACACACCUCUCUGGUUUACUCACCAAGGUUACAGAUACUAUACAGUUGUGUCUGCGAUUUUUGCAAGUGACACUGCCAGCUACAUCUCAUCAGCAGCAGCACAAUCUGUAGAAGUUCACAAACUCAUACCAUGAUGUUUACUGUGUUUCCACAAUCAAACCUUUUGUAUGUACAGUGUAGUGAUAAUUGAUUACCACUGCAAAAGAAUUAUGAAGGUAAUCUGGCUCAUGGGUUUGUGGACUGACUUGAUGUUAAGUGAGAGACUUCUCAAGGGAUCCUCGGAUGAUGUUACAUAGUAACUCACUUUGUUAUUGCCUGAAUGUACAUAAUGUCGUCAUACAGUUUGUAAAAUUGGGCCUCUUGGUGUAUUUUCUAAGACUGUAAAUAAUGUUUACAGAGUGGAAGUCAAGGCAGCAGAAAUGAGCUUACGUUUAAAACUGGAUCGGAUUCUUUUAAAAGCAUGUCGAGUGGACAGAUCUAUGCUUGAGAAUUUGUCUCAAUCAGGCUGUACAAUGGUAACACACUUAAUGAUUUCUUGUACAUACCUUAAGAAUGUAUAUUAAAAUGAUGUGGUAGAUGUUUACUAGAUUUAGUAUAUAUUUGAGACCUAAAUUAUUUGUGGUUAAUAUAGAUUUAUGCUGGUGCAUAACCUGCACUCAGACAUGAGAAUUGUUCUGAGUCAUUCGUCACUCUGAACCUUAAUACCACAGGGGCCUAUUUAUUGUGCCUAACAAAGUAGAUAUCGACUGCAGGCUUGAAGGGUUUUAUAUUGUAAAUGUCUACGGUCCAGAAGAUACUCAAAUCCAGCGGUCUUGAAGAAAAGUACAGUGAAUUCUUUACUUUCAGUUCCCUGCUUUCACUUUUUUGUGACUGUAGAUUGUUAUUGUUAGGGUUCCCUGAACGCUUCGCAGCUCUGUGAAUGUUACGAGGUCAAAGGAUGUUAGUGGAUAAAAGAUAUUCUCAGUGCUUCUGUUGUUUUCACACCAAGGCUGAGUCCGAGACCUGCCAGAGAUUGUCAUUAAAGACACUGUGAGUAACGGGCCUGUCCCCUGUUCAGUUUCAGAACGUUUUAUAUUUUAUUCUUUGUCUCAGAAGGUUAGUGUGACUGAUUUAAAUUAGUACAGUAUGAUUCCUUUUUGUCCUGAGGAGCCCUCUGAUGCUGUCAGAAGGAUCAGCUUUACUGCUUUUAAUGAGACUCCACUUUCACUCUGCCCCUCCUACCUCUACAUAUCUCGAUGUCUUUUUUUACAUUUGACAUAAAGUUAACAUGUGACUUGAUAGCUCAAAUCAUCUUCUUAACAACAAGUCUAAUUACUUUUUGCCCCUGAAAAGCGCCACUAAGUGUUAAGUAUCUUAUUUAGCAUGUAUAUUUGCAUUUUCUGACUUGCUUUUCCCACUUACCGCUGUACUAACAAUGAGCUUGUCAGCCUGUCAGUGACUUAUUAUGCAGAGUCACAAAUAGUGUACAGGAUUGUGGCUACCUUUGUGAAGAUGGUGUCUGUAAACAUGACUGCUUCUCAUGAAGUCGACUUGUUCGGUGGCUGAUAGACCAGGUGGUUUAGAGAUAACAAACUCAAAAUGAUAACUGCCUAUUCCACAUUGAUGUGUAUUGCAUGAUUUAUCCAGAAACCACAUAUAUGAGUACGUGUCUGAUCAUGUGUUGUCACAGGCUCUGAGUAUGCAGCUUUUUAUUUAAAUCAUACUGCUAAUGAGUUCACCUCCAACCAGAGGGGAAAGCUCUUUAAUUAGUUUGGUGUUUGGUUGAAAUUAAAAUCUGCAUUCUCCAGCACAGCAAUGGCACAUGAUCUGACACUGCUGACAGAGAUUUUUAAGAAAGCCAGGGAGCAUUUAAUAAAAUUCUUAACAUUUCAAAAGGCCGUUAAAAAAGCUGCUGUUUGGCUUUGGUGCCAGGUGUUGCCUUUUCUUACCCAAACUUGCCAUAGUGUACUAUAGCCAAAUUUGCCUUUGAAGUCAAAAUGAUAUAUUUAGCAUUUUUAUCAUGUGAUAUGUUCAGAAUUAUAUAUAUUUGUGCCGGUCACUCAAGUCAGGAUAAACUGUAAUGAAUCCAUGUAGUCAGUGUCACAGGAUUCACUCUAAAAAAAAAAGAGCUGUACUAAGUAAAUUAUAUCUCUACAUUUUUAAAUGAUUGAAUCUAUGCAUUGUAUUCCUUAAUUUUAUGUUGCUAUUGUUAUAUUUUCUUUUCCUUUGAACUUACGACAGAGAUAUUUUAUUGUAACAUAGCGCUGUGAGAUAUUAUGGUGUUGUUGUUGUCAAAACUCUAUGUUCCAGAUAGUUAUAUGGGAAAAAAAAUGAAGUUUAUUUAGAAAAUAGAUGAUGCAGUGAUUAAUAUGCUAAGCUUUUGUAAACUGACAAUGUUGUAUUUCUUGUAUUUAGCUACAGUUUUUAGAAAAUAGCAUCAAAAAGCAAAUUACUGAAAAAAAAAGUAAGGAUAUAUUGCAUUUUUAAAAUGGAAAACACAAUAUUUAGUCUGUCAGAGAAGUCCUCCUCAGAAUGCAAAUUCUGGACCAAUUUUUGUAAUUUUAGUAGAUUUUAGUAGAAAGAUAUUGCACUUUUACUUACGUUUUAUAACAAAGUGCUCCUCGUAACAAGAGGAAGAGUUCCCAUUACAUAUUUGAAAAUAAAAAAUCUGUUACAUUGAACUUAUAUACCGGAAUAAAUUGGAAUUGUGCUGUGUGAUUUGCAAUCAAUAAGAAUAUGUAACUUGUUCAAUAUUAAUGUAUUAAGACCUGAAUAAAUGUACUUCUGUG